UUCGCAUCCUCUAGCUAUAUAAACCGCAUGUAACAAAUGCUUCUCCAUCAAAUAUCUCAUCUCAUUAAUCACCCACAACAAUGGCCAAGCUCAAAAGCCUCCUAGCUCUUUUCACUCUCUUUACAAUCUUAGUAGCUUGCAGUGCAAGAAAGACUCCUUCAACUACUCCCCGAACCUCAACGAUAAUCGCCAAAAAAACUUUCGGCAAUUUCAGUGGCCACGUGUGCGAUGCCGAAAGGUAUUCGCAACUCGGAAUGGAGAUAAAAGAUUUUGCAUUCUGUGAUUCGUCGCUUUCGUAUCAAGUGAGGGUUAAGGACUUGAUUGAUCGAAUGACGCUUGAGGAGAAGGUGAGGCAACUUGGAGACACGGCUUAUGGAGUUCCGAGAUUAGGGUUGCCGUUGUAUGAGUGGUGGUCAGAGGCUUUGCAUGGAGUGGCAGAUGUGGGACAGGAAGGCUCGAAAGCUACUUAUUUUGAUGAUAUUGUGCCGGGAGCUACGAGUUUUCCAAAUGUCAUUAAUACUGUUGCUUCGUUUAAUGAGACCCUCUGGAAAGCCAUUGGAGAGGUGGUGUCGAAUGAGGCGAGGGCAAUGUACAAUCUAGGACAUGCAGGACUGACAUUCUGGAGUCCGAAUAUUAAUGUUGUACGCGAUCCCAGAUGGGGACGGACUCUAGAAACACCGGGGGAAGACCCUUAUGUGGUGGGAGUUUAUGCUUAUUCAUAUGUUAGAGGUUUGCAGGACAUUGAAGGAACCGAAAAUAUCACUGAUUUGAACACUAGGCCUCUGAAGGUUGGUGCUUGUUGUAAGCACUAUGCAGCUUAUGAUCUUGAUAUGUGGCUUGGAGCUAAUCGGAGAACCUUUGAUGCUAGGGUGCAUCAACAAGAUAUGGUUGAAACAUUCCAAAGACCAUUUGAAAUGUGUGUAAAAGAAGGUGAUGUUGCUAGUGUCAUGUGCUCAUUCAAUGAAAUUGACGGAAUUCCUGCUUGUGCUGAUCGGAAUCUGCUAACCGAUACUUUUAGAGGGGAGUGGAAUCUUCAUGGGUACAUUGUCUCGGAUUGUGAUUCAGUCAAGGUGAUGUUUAAGAAUGAACAAUGGCUUCAUGAUACUCCAGAGGAGGCUGUUUCACAAGCACUAAAUGCAGGUUUAGAUUUGGAUUGUGGAUUCUACUACAAGAAUUAUACGGGGAAUGCAGUUCUUCAGGGGAAGGUCAGGGAAAGCACGAUAGACAAUGCACUGACAAAUUUAUACACCGUGCUUAUGAGACUCGGAUGGUUUGAUGGAAACAAGAAACUGGAGGCCCUGGGAAAGAGUGAUAUUUGUAGUAAAGAAAAUAUUGAACUGGCAACCGAUGCAGCUAGGCAAGGGAUCGUACUUUUGAAGAAUGCUAACAAUAGUUUGCCCUUGAAUCCUGAUAAGCACAAGACCAUUGCAGUGGUUGGUCCUCAUGCUAAUGCCACUGAAAUCAUGAUUGGAAAUUAUGCAGGCAAUCCGUGUAAAUACACAUCUCCAAUUAAUGGUCUAUCAAAUUACGCGAAAGUUGAAUUCCAUAGGGGGUGUGGAGAUGUUGCUUGCAAGAACGAAAGCAUGAUUUAUCAGACUAUGGAAGCAGCCAAAAAUGCAGAUGCUACAAUAGUUCUUGUCGGUCUGGCCUUAGAGUUUGAAAGAGAGGAGCAUGACAGAACAGACCUUCUUCUCCCCGGAUACCAGCACCAGUUAAUUGAACAAGUUUCAAAGCUGUCUAAAGGUCCAACUAUUGUUGUAGUCAUGUCUGGUGGCGUUGUUGAUCUGUCACACGCGAAGCAUAGCAACGACACUCAAGCAAUCAUCUGGGCUGGUUAUCCCGGUCAAGAGGGUGGUCAAGCCAUUGCUGAUGUAAUCUUUGGAAAGCACAAUCCUGGUGGAAGAUUACCACUUACAUGGUACCCAGCUAAUUACACAGACAUGUUGCCAAUGACAUCGAUGCAAUUAAGGCCAGACGAUGCUCUAGGUUUUCCGGGCAGGACUUACAAGUUCUACAAUGGCUCAACAGUGUUCCCAUUCGGACACGGUCUGAGCUACACUAAAUUUGCCUACAACCUGAAAAAAGCAUCUCGAAAAGUUGAUAUUAAGCUGAACAAAUUCCAACACUGUCGAGACCUGAACUACACUGCUGGUAUGUUUAAGCCCUCAUGUCCUGCAGUUAAAGUGGAAGAUAUGCACUGUGAUGAGCACAUUGAGUUUGAAGUGGAGAUUCAAAACAAAGGAAAAAUGGAUGGGACUGAGACUGUUAUAGUUUAUUCAGUACCACCUGAAAACAUCGAGGGAGUUCAUAUCAAACAGGUUGUUGCUUUCAAGUCAGUCUUUAUUCGUGCCAAAGAAACCGCGACAGUCAAAUUUGUUCUGAAUGUUUGCCAGAGUUUCUUCGUUGUGAACUACAAUGCCUACAAACUGUUACCAUCCGGAGGGCACACGGUGAUGAUCGGAGAUAAAGUAUUGUCGUUCCCUGUUCAGAUCAAAAUUAAGGAUCAUUAGGUGAUUAGUCCAAGGUCUGCUAGUCUUCUGCUAGGCAUUAGGAAUUAGUGUUUAGAAUAAAUAUUCUAGUAGGUAGUUCAGUAGGGGGAUCAAGUAUAGUUUGUUUUGGUUUUGAUAUUCAAAGUUGUCAUUUUAAAUA
This is a messenger RNA of Daucus carota subsp. sativus, 2649 nucleotides long. Its product is annotated as beta-xylosidase/alpha-L-arabinofuranosidase 1. The record is from RefSeq and is a predicted model, not a curated record. Lineage: Eukaryota; Viridiplantae; Streptophyta; Magnoliopsida; Apiales; Apiaceae. Gene Ontology annotation, molecular function: xylan 1,4-beta-xylosidase activity; alpha-L-arabinofuranosidase activity. The transcript is spliced from 7 exons. Gene Ontology annotation, biological process: xylan catabolic process; arabinan catabolic process. The coding region runs from base 81 to 2510 and encodes 809 amino acids. Gene Ontology annotation, cellular component: plant-type cell wall.